AUGGAAGCACUCAAUGAAAAGAAGAAACAAGACGAAGCAUUUUCAGUCGACAAGUGUCUCGAUGAAGUUGAUGCAAUGGAACUUACUGAUGUGGAGAAGGCGUAUGCUAUGAAUAUCUUCAAAUCUGAGAUUGACAGGGAGGUAUUCAUGAAAAUGAAAAACAAAAAUAUUCGUUUGAUUUGGCUCAAACAGCAGAUUAGUGCUAUCUGUGGAGGAAAUGUUGGUGGAGGCAAUGUUUGA
Miscanthus lutarioriparius is the source of this 240-nucleotide messenger RNA. The record is from the annotation of a GenBank genome assembly. Lineage: Eukaryota; Viridiplantae; Streptophyta; Magnoliopsida; Poales; Poaceae.